Molecule: messenger RNA, 417 nt
Organism: Eurytemora carolleeae
Lineage: Eukaryota; Metazoa; Arthropoda; Copepoda; Calanoida; Temoridae
Exons: 3
Coding region: 16-417 (133 amino acids)
Source: RefSeq, a predicted model, not a curated record
GCCUUGGUUCCCCCGAUGUUUAGUUACAGAUAUGGAUACAGCUUUCUCCUUAUUAUUCUUAGCUUUCUUAUCUCUGAGAUUGCAGGUACUUGUGGUAUAUUUCUAUUUAUAUAUCAUCAUCAGCAUAGAUGGUCUGCACACCAAUACAUAAACUCACAUACAUCCAGAAAUGGAAGUCACCCAUCACAAAAUGGAAUUAAUGGAUCUGGAAAUGGUAUACCUCCACAACUAGAUGGUAUCCCUCCAUCAGAAAAUGGACUUACAUCCUCCAAUGGAAUUCCACCAAUGGCGUUUACAAGUCAGCAAGGGUUAAAACAUGGAUUAGGACGAAUGUAUCCCCAACCGCCAUUGGACAAAGGAAUUUUAGUCAACGGAACCGGAGGCUACAAAGGAAAACAAUCUUUAUAUUUUCCUUGA